ACUCUGUAUUUUAUGUCAAAUGUCACAUACACAAAAAAUAUACCAAUUUUUCACCGGAAUUUUCGAUUACAUUUUCGUUUCCUGCUAAUACUUCGCUAAACCACUCCGAACAUGGCGGCAGCGCCGCUGUCCGACGAGGUGACGAAGGCGCAGGCCGUGGCGGAGCCGCCGGCGGGGCCCACGAUCUUCGACAAGAUCAUCGCGAAGGAGAUCCCCGCAGACAUCAUCUACGAGGACGACAAGUGCCUCGCCUUCAACGACAUCGCGGCGCAGGCGCCCGUGCACUUCCUCGUCAUCCCCAAGAAGAGGAUUGCUCGGCUGCAGGACGCGCAGGAUGAUGAUGAGGCGCUCCUGGGUCACCUGAUGCUGGUGGCACGUCAGCUUGGCAACAAGAAGUCUCCAGGUGGGUGGCGCCUGGUCGUGAACAAUGGGCGGGACGGAGCUCAGAGUGUGUACCACCUGCACUUGCAUGUCCUCGGGGGAAGGCAGAUGGGCUGGCCCCCGGGGUAACACUGCGGUGGAGCUUUAGCAAUGUGCUGGAUGGAGUGGAAAAUGAUGUGAAGACCUAGUUGUGUUAAGUGUAAUGAAAAUGAUUCUUAAGACUGAUGGUGAGGAAGUAUCCAGCAUUUUGUGUCACAGUUAGUUUGCGAUUGGCUUGAAUACUGUCAUAUUUUGUACUUGCAACCUAUCUAUGUUCAGCCAAUUUAUCACAUAUUAUCAAUAAAUGCAUUUUUUGUUAUAAA
Plutella xylostella (diamondback moth) is the source of this 743-nucleotide messenger RNA. RefSeq names its product histidine triad nucleotide binding protein 1. The record is from RefSeq and is a predicted model, not a curated record. Lineage: Eukaryota; Metazoa; Arthropoda; Insecta; Lepidoptera; Plutellidae. Gene Ontology annotation, molecular function: catalytic activity.